AUGCCAACCCGGUCACCCUCGCCAGUUUCAAGUCACGCGACACCAAUGGAGCCCAAACAAUCCAAACCCAAGUCGGUGGCUCAGCGCAGAGUGUACGGGAAACGAAAAGCAAAUGCCCCCAGGGCAGUAUUUGACCAAGGAAGCCCAGCGAGAGAAACCAGAUCCAGAAAACAUGUCGACCCCGUGGAAAGUCUCCAAGCGAAACUAGCCCAAGUGACAAUCGAUGAUAGCGUGACCCCCCAGCCAGACAAUCAUGCAGAGCCUCCAAAGGCCGAGAGCAAACAGCAGCACAGCUUGGUGGAAAUCCCCUCGGAUGAAUCGAGUCCGUCCACAAUAGAGGACACUUCGGACACCCCGACGACGCAAUCCUCCGUCGAAUCCUCCCCGGAGGCGAAGCCAAAACCGAAGCAAUGCGAAAUGAUGGUAGAGGUCAGAAUAUGCCCGAAGGCUCCAGAAACUCUCCCUCAAAUUACAUCAGAUUCCCCGGUUCCGACGUCAGAGUCCGCAAGCAAAGGUCGAGAAAACCCAAGUACAUCUUCCGACAGAAGGAGAGCGGAAAGAAAGAAGAUUCCUGCGCCCAGGCGGUCAUCUGGAGUCGUGCACGACAGCGAAGCCAUCGAUUAUGUUGGUCCAAUUCUAAGUGAGGCACUGUCUCCAAUUGCCGCGCAAGGCAUUCAGAAGUUCGGCUCAUGGGCUUCGCGAUCAGCAAACAUGUUCGAUGUCGCAAAACUCGCGGAGGGAUCUUACGGUGAAGUCUACAAACUUCAUCUGCGGGAGGAAGCUUGUAGGCCAAUGGUUUCAAAAUCAAAGUUGGCUAAACUGAAAUCAUAUGGCGAUGGAGUCUUCAAAGUCGUGCCUCUGCGAGCCAAGAGCGGUCCCGGAUCCAAAAAGUUCACCACCAUUGACGAGAUUGUUUCUGAAGUCAAGAUGCUCAAGUAUCUGGACCCCAUCCCUGGCUUUGCUCGCUUCAGAGAGAUUCAUGUUGUUCAAGGUCGUUUCCCAGAGUCAUUCCAAAAUGCAUGGGAUCACUACAAGAAGACCAAAGACGACUGCAUGAACCCCAACCCCUCCAACAAAAGAGCUUAUCCCGAUACGCAGCUAUGGGCCAUUGUGGAGAUGGAUGACGCGGGAUGUGAGCUGGAGAAGUUCGCUUGGUCUUCGAUUUUCCAGAUAUAUGAUAUCUUCUGGGGAGUUGCCAUGGCUCUGGCUCGGGCAGAGGAGUAUGCUAUGUUCGAACAUCGAGAUCUUCAUUUGGGAAAUGUUUGUAUACGCUCUACGCGGGAAGAUGGCUGCAUGGAUCCCCCCACAGAACUCGAUAUUGCACGCCAGCCAUCCUCCAGUGGAUUUGGAAUAAGCUCCCUUGAAACUACCAUUAUUGACUACUCCCUCUCUCGGGCGGAUCUACUCCUAACCGAUGAUCCCACCGGUCUCACGGAGGUUGCGUCUUCAGACCUGGACAAGAAGCAAUUGUUCGAUGCUAUUGGUCAAGAUGAAGACGAGAUUAUGCAAAGAAACACCUACCGAUAUAUGCGUGCAACGCUCUAUACUGGUUGCCCCAUAGAAACAGAAAAGAUGGCGGAUAUUCCUGGUAUUUGGGCAGAGUACUCCCCACGGACCAACUUAGUCUGGCUACUGUUCUUGCUUCAGAGUCUGUUCAAGAACCGCAAACCGGAAGCAUCGCCUGCACAAACACAGCGAAAGGCUCUUGCAUCUUGCUCGCCCAACAAGAUGACACCAAAGAUGGAGACAGGCAAAGGGAAAGACCAAAACAUGACCAAAUCCCUCGUCAAGGAGAGACAGAUUAAGGAUGUCCAGGCUGGUAUUUUCCGGCUCAAGCAAACACUGGAGGGCAGGCUGAAAGCCGUUCUCGAACUUCUCGAUUUGGAGCAUGGACAUGAAGACAUGUGUUGCGCCGCAGAUUUGGUGGCCUACGCGAUGGAUUCGCAAUGGCUGGGCGAACAGGACUUUUUCUGA
Messenger RNA from Penicillium concentricum, 1974 nucleotides. RefSeq lists its product as uncharacterized. Lineage: Eukaryota; Fungi; Ascomycota; Eurotiomycetes; Eurotiales; Aspergillaceae. Gene Ontology annotation, biological process: mitotic cell cycle; intracellular signal transduction. The transcript is spliced from 2 exons. Gene Ontology annotation, cellular component: cytoplasm; nucleus. The record is from RefSeq and is a predicted model, not a curated record. Bases 1 to 1974 code for a protein of 657 amino acids. Gene Ontology annotation, molecular function: histone H3T3 kinase activity.